ACUAACUUUUUCCACGUAUAGGAAUUUCCAUAUUAUUAAUUGGCAUUGUAAACAUAUUGUUUAAAUAAAUAAGUGCAUAGUAUUUAGUUAAAUAAUAAAAAGUGCGUUAAAAUGUUACGAAUACGUCGGCGUUUUGCCCUAGUACUGUGUGCCGUUUUCGUGGCAAUUUUCUUGGCGGUGUAUUUCCUUAUCAAUUAUGCGGCACCGGCCGAGGAUAAAAAGCCUAAUUUCAUGAAUCUCGAUACAAUUGAGGCAUUAAAGCAAAAAAUGGAUCUGCCCAAAUUGGUGGAAACAAACAAAUUGGAAAAUAAUGUUGGUGAAAAGCCACAAAGACAAACUGAACAUUUAAAGAAAUCUGCAGAUUUGAUCAAGCAUAAAGAUGAAGGAGAUGCGUUGAAGAUUGAAGAGAAUAUGAUAAGUGACAAUAAAGAUGAUACGUGUGAUUUUGAUCCACAACAAGUGCCGCAACCAAAUAUUCAGAUGCUAGACAUGUAUAGUAAAAUGAAGUUUGACAAUAUUGACGGUGGUGUCUGGAAACAAGGUUGGAAUAUAAAAUACGACCCUCUGCAAUACAACGAUCAUCAUAAGCUAAAAGUGUUUGUGGUUCCGCAUUCACACAAUGAUCCGGGCUGGAUCAAAACAUUCGAUGACUAUUAUGAUCAUGAAACCAAACAUAUACUAUCGAAUGCUUUGAGACAUUUGCGUGAAAAUCCCGAAAUGAAAUUUAUAUGGGCAGAAAUUUCCUAUUUUUCGAAAUUCUACGAAGACUUGGGAGAUUCCAACAAACAGGAAGUAAAAAAAUUGGUGGCAAAUGGUCAGCUGGAAUUUGUUACCGGUGGUUGGGUUAUGCCAGACGAGGCCAAUUCACAUUGGCAUAAUAUUUUACUGCAGUUGACGGAAGGUCAACAUUGGUUAAAGAAAUAUCUUAAUGUUACACCCACUGCCUCCUGGUCCAUUGAUCCCUUCGGUCAUAGUGCUUCUAUGCCGUAUAUAUUAAAGAAAUCUGGUUUUAAUAAUGCCCUUAUACAAAGAACUCAUUAUUCGGUGAAAAAGGAAUUGGCUUUAAAGCGUAAUUUAGAGUUCUACUGGAGGCAAUUGUGGGAUGACACAGGCAGUACCGACUUAUUUACUCAUAUGAUGCCCUUUUAUUCGUAUGAUAUUCCCCAUUCAUGUGGUCCCGAUCCAAAAAUAUGUUGUCAAUUUGAUUUCAAACGAGUUCCCAAUUUUGGUUUAAUGUGUCCCUGGAGAGUACCACCACAAACUAUAGAUGAUCGCAAUGUUGCUCAAAGAGCUGAACUUCUAAUCGAUCAGUGGAAGAAAAAAGCUGAACUUUAUCGCACUAAUGUUGUGCUAUUUCCACUUGGCGAUGAUUUUCGCUACAGCCAAAGUACCGAAUGGGAGGUACAGCGUGUAAACUAUGAGAAUCUCUUCAAUCAUAUUAAUGCCGAACGUAAAUAUUUUGUUGAGGCUAAAUUCGGCACACUACAGGAAUAUUUCGAUGCUGUACAUCAGGAACAGAAGGAAAAACAUCGUGAUUUUCCAUCUUUAAGUGGUGAUUUCUUUACAUAUGCCGAUCGUAAUGAUAACUAUUGGAGUGGUUACUACACCUCACGUCCCUAUCACAAACGUAUGGAUCGCGUUUUAAUGCACUACAUUCGUUCAGCGGAAAUAUUGAGUUCUUGGGAUAAUUGGGAUGUCAGCACCAAGUUUGACGAAAUGUUACAGGAGGCCAGAAGGCAAUUGUCCCUGUUUCAACAUCAUGAUGGCAUAACGGGCACGGCCAAAACACAUGUUGUUGAAGAUUAUAACAGACGUAUGUUGGAUGCCAUAAAAUCAUGUCGAUUUGUUAUGCAACAGGCAGUUUACAAGUUAUUGACAAAACCUUCCAUUUACAAUGCAGACAACAAUUUCAAUUAUUUCUUUAUGGAUGAUUCUCGCUGGCCUGGACCGGAUGACAGUCGCACCACAAUUAUUUUGGGCGAAGAAUUGCCCCAAAAACAUUUGGUAUUCCACAAUUCAUUGCCGCAAUGGCGAGAGGACGUUGUAGAUUUCUAUGUGGCCUCCCCUUACGUUAGUGUUGCUGAUUUUAACAAUAAUCCUGUGGAUAUACAAAUUAGUCCGGUAUGGACUUGGCAUAAACAUACGUUUACUAAUACCAUCACACCACAAGCUUCUACCACAAAAUAUAGGUUGAUAUUCAAAGCAAAAGUACCGCCGCUGGGAUUGUCAACGUAUGUUGUGAAAGUUGAAACUCCCGAAACUAUAAAACCUAACUACAUUACCUUUGCAUCGAAUCUCAUAUUGACUAAAAAUCCUAUUACCACUCAGCUGGGUGAUUAUCCUAAAGAGGUAAAGUUCGGUGAACAUCGGGAAAUAUCCCUAAAAGUCGGCUCAGGACCCACGGUUGCUUUCAGCUCUGAAGGUUUGAUGAAAUCCAUACAAAUAAAAGAAUCGGAGCAACAUACACCCGUAAGAGUACAAUUUUUCAAAUAUGGUGUACGUCACAAGGGAGAACACUCGGGUGCUUAUCUUUUCCUGCCAAAUGGUUUUGCCUCCCUCAUAACUAAUGCCCAACUGCCAGUGGUUUUAGUUACUAAAGGUCCCUUGGAAUCUUCUGUAAGCGUUGGUCUACCCUUUGGGGUACAUCAUACGAUACUGCGUGAUGGUGAAGCACCCGAAAUUCGCAAUAACAUUGACAUUACCGAUAUGGAUGAUACGGAAGUUGUAAUGCGAUUUCAGACACGCAUUCACAAUGGUGAUACCUUCUAUACGGAUCUCAAUGGUUUACAACUAAUUAAACGUCAGCGAUUUGCUAAGAUUCCUCUACAGGGCAACUACUAUCCCAUACCCUCUGCGAUGUAUAUAGAAGAUGAUACUUUACGUUUUACAGUAGUUUCGGCCCAGCCUUUGGGUGGCUCUUCGUUGGCCGAAGGUGAAGUGGAACUAAUGCAAGAUCGUCGCUUAACUCACGACGAUGAGCGUGGCUUAGGUCAGGGCGUUUUGGACAAUCAACCAGUUAUGCAUAUCUUCCGUGUACUGCUGGAGAGAAUCGAUAACUGUGAGAAAUUGGCCGAUAAUCAUCCUUCGGGUAUUUUAACAUUACCCGCUUUUCGCAACUUAAAGUCCAUAUUAGAUCCCAUUGAUAAGUUUAUAUUUACCGAAAACGACUGGUUGGGUGUAAUGCCAGAAUUUGGUUCCUCACACACGGCAUUGGGUGAAGAUAUGGAAAUAGUAGUAAUGAGAGAUUUGCCAGCCUCAAGUACUAUACCGGCCGUGGCCAGAGAUCGUAAACCGCAUAUGCAACAGAACACAGGUCUAAUAGUACAUCGAACUAAUUUACUGCAAUGCUCUGGUCUUCAGGCUCAAAAUACUGGCGAGUUAAAUUUACAUCAUCUGUUGCAGUGGGGCUCCCACAAUGUUUCAGCGGUUUAUAAGACGACUUUAACAUUCCUUAAACAUUUGUCCUCCCAGAAAUUUGACGAAGAUAUAACCCUUUGCCCCAUGGAUUCAUUGGCAUUUAUUUUACAAAGACAUAGUUGAUUUCAUUUCGAAUAAUUGAAUUUAUUUUACUUUUUUUUUUUACUUUUUUCUCUUGUUUUAACUAAUAUUGACUGACUUACAAUGACUUGGAGUUUACUUAAUACCAAAAAUGUUUUUUUAUUUGUUUUUAACUUGACGAUUUUAUUGUGCUGUAAUUUAUUUAAUGUAGAUCUUUUUUUUUAUUUUAGUAAGUCAGUUGUUUUUAAUAUUAUUUCUGCUUUAAUGUUUUUCUUUGUAGUAAAAAUUGCUGUCUUAAUGUUUAUUGGGCUUUCUUUCUUUUUAAUGUUAUAACAAAUCUCAUUUUCAAACACUAAUUUAAUUAAUAAUUAAGGCACGUAUGACUGUUUGUUGUAUUUAAUUUUGUUUAAAGUAAACUAUUUAAUACUAUUAAACAUAUUUAUUUAUGUAUGAGUGAUAUUAAUACAACAAGGAAAAAAUAAAACAUACAUAUUUUCAUAAAUAUGAACAGACUUUUUCAAAAAGUAUUUUUAAAAGCAGAAUUUAAAAAAGAAUAUUCGGGUUAACUAUCGCCAGGUAGCGAUAAAUAGUUUUUUUUUAAAAAAAAUUUAAAUAUUUUAACAUCUAAACUUUUUCUAUUUUAAUUUUCUAAUAUUUAUUUUAGGUUUUACCGUUUCUAAUAAGAAAAAUAAUACUAAUUAGAAAACUUGAGUACGGGGCAACGGUUUCCUGUAAAACCUGCAUGUUUUAACAAAUUUAUUCGUACUUAAAAUAUCUUCUCAUCCCAGUGUCUAUCUGUCUUUCUUUAAACAUUUUUCGAACAAAAUAACUUUUUGAAAAAGUCCUACGAUUAUUGAUCAACCACCUAAAUUUAAGUUAAUUUAAGUAAUAUUAAUGUAAUAAUUAUAUAAAUAAAUUGAUUAUUUAAUACUAUUCAAUGAUAUUAAUUGUGUUAAAUGGCAUUUUUUUAGCAACAUAAAUACUUACAUAUAAUUUGAAAAUAAAAUAUAAAAAAACUAACGAAAUUAAAA
Messenger RNA from Calliphora vicina (urban bluebottle blowfly), 4529 nucleotides. It is a transcript of the gene alpha-Man-IIa, whose product is annotated as alpha-mannosidase 2. Gene Ontology annotation, molecular function: carbohydrate binding; alpha-mannosidase activity. The transcript is spliced from 8 exons. The coding region runs from base 112 to 3540 and encodes 1142 amino acids. Gene Ontology annotation, biological process: mannose metabolic process; N-glycan processing; protein deglycosylation. Lineage: Eukaryota; Metazoa; Arthropoda; Insecta; Diptera; Calliphoridae. Gene Ontology annotation, cellular component: Golgi membrane. The record is from RefSeq and is a predicted model, not a curated record.